GCCUAGCUGACAGUUUAUUUCAGAACCUUCUAGGAGUCGGACACAGCGUUCAGCUUUUAGGUCAAACGAAAAGUCGCGAAAUAUGGUCCACUAAAGGAAAACCAUGAUUCAGUCGAUCGGCGAGCGAAUUUUGUGCAGAGAACUUUGUAAAUAUAACGUAGUUCCUAUAAAGUUGAUCCGAUGGUGCUCGGCCUGGAGUCGUAUCCAGGCGUUUGGUGGUUUGAAAUUAAAGUCUCUGGAAUACAGACCUAAAGCAACACUCCAUAGUGAACCGGCCCCCAAACUGAAUCACAACCAUGUCAACCAUCAUGAGAAGGAUUUUCUGAAGGCAGUUCUAACUGGAGCAAACACGUCCAGUCAAAGAGGAUAUGCUUUCAUCCAUGACACAAGUUACAUUCACUCAGCAACAGAUGACAGUGGCAGUGGAGACAAGAGUACUGAAGAUGUGUUAUUUGAUAUGUUCCGAGAUGAAGAGACUGAUUUAAUUCAUAUAGGAAAAUUUUUAUCUGCCUUGAGAAAUUCAGGACUUAGGAAGAAUGAUCCCAGGUUAGGUGAUUUUACUGACAAUUUAAGAAAAGUACACAAGGGUUCAGGAUCAGAGGGAGGUUCACCAGAGACACAGAAACUGAACAGAGAGACUUUUAAAAGUGUGGUAUCUGGUAAUCUCGUGUUAAUAUCCAGGGCGUUUCGAAACAACUUCAUUAUUCCAGAUUUUCAAGGUUUCACAAAAUACAUAGAGGAAUUUUACUGGAAGUGCAAAAGCAAUUCUGAAGGGAAAGUAGCCAGUUACAUUCCGCAGUUGGCUCGUAUGAACCCUGACUACUGGGGAGUCAGUGUCUGUACCAUUGAUGGCCAAAGAUUCUCCAUUGGCGAUGCUACCAUUCCCUUCACCCUUCAGUCUUGCAGCAAGCCGUUGACAUACGGGAUAGCUCUGGAGACCCUGGGUCAGGAAGUUGUACACCAGUUUGUUGGGCAGGAGCCCAGUGGCCGCAACUUCAAUGAGUUGGUGCUUGAUCAUAAUAAGAAGCCUCACAAUCCAAUGAUAAAUGCUGGUGCUAUUCUAGUUUGUUCCUUGUUGAAAACACUUGUAGAGGCAGAAAUGACAUUAGCGGAGAAAUUUGACUACAGCAUGAAUUAUUUCAGGAGGUUAGCGGGAGGAGAAUAUCUCGGGUUCAACAAUGCUGUAUUCCUUUCGGAAAGAGAAGCCGCAGACAGAAACUAUGCUCUUGGAUUUUAUAUGAGGGAACACAAGUGUUAUCCAGAUAGAACCAAUCUUAAGGAAUGUAUGGAUUUUUACUUUCAGUGUUGCUCAAUGGAGGCCAACUGUGAGAGCAUGUCUGUAAUGGCUGCCACACUGGCUAAUGGAGGUAUCUGCCCGAUUACGGAGGAGAAGGUGCUGAAGCCAGACUCCAUCAGAGAUGUCCUUUCUCUCAUGCACAGCUGCGGCAUGUAUGACUACUCAGGCCAAUUUGCGUUCAAGGUUGGUCUUCCUGCAAAAUCAGGAGUUAGUGGAGGGAUGUUGAUUGUGAUCCCAAAUGUUAUGGGAAUUUGCACUUGGUCUCCACCACUGGACUUCAUGGGCAAUAGCUGCAGAGGAGUCCAGUUUUGUGAGGAGCUGGUUAGAAUGUUCAACUUUCAUCGGUACGACAAUCUAAAACACGCAACAAAUAAAAAGGAUCCAAGAAGGCACAAGUACGAGACCAAGGGUCUGAGUAUAGUGAAUCUCCUCUUCUCAGCUGCGAGUGGGGACCUGGCAGCUCUUAGAAGACACAAGUUGUCCGGGAUGGAUAUGACGCUGUGUGACUAUGACGGCCGCACAGCUCUUCACCUGUGUGCGGCUGAGGGUCACUUGGACUGUGUCAUCUUCAUGUUGGAGCAGUGUGGAGUGCCUCACAACUCUAAGGACAGGUGGGGCAAUACUCCACUGAACGAAGCCAUGACGUUCGGCAGAGUCCAGGUCGUCCACUAUCUCAAGGAGUGGGCCAAGGGGCAGCCCAUAGAGGAGGAAACCGAUAAGCCGCCGAUCCAGAGUGUGGAGGCCACGUCUCCUCUGCCGUAGUGAGUGGAACAACACGACAUUAUGACAAUAACUGCAAGUCCAGCCUAGGCUACUCUCUGUACUCUUUGUUAAAUAACUGUCCUUAUCUUUGUUAUAGUUUUAAGUAUAGUGAUUUAAGGUAGUUGAAUGAUCGCAUAAUACAGAGUUGCACCUACUUUACGUGUCAUGCAACAAAACGACGAGCCUAAAUACUUAGUUGUAAGUUGAGAAACACUCACCUUCAGAGCUCUUUGUGAAACAAAUAAUGUUAUAAAUGUGUUAUCGUAAAAUAACUGAGAAAAUGGAAAGUAUAGACAAAUUGAAUUAGUGUAUUAAUGUAUGUGUCUCCUAGAGAUGAUCUUAAGUUUAUCAACUGAAAAACUUAUACACUUUAUUACUGUUUAAACCAGGAAUAAGCAAAAUUAAAUAUUAUUUACUAAAUGAUAGCAGUACAGUAAUGCAGAUCUGAUAAGUUUAAUGACUGACAGUAGAGUAGCAUGUGAAGAGCAUAUCUUUGAAUAAAUUAGGAGGAUUUACUUUCUUUGAUUAAAUCAAUAUUAGUACAAUGUUUUUAAACGGCCUUACAUAGUUAGAAAGCAAUUUUUCAUGUGCUUAAUGGAACUUUUCCUUUUCUUAACGAGGGCAUUAAGUUUAUACCAAGAAUGAUAUAGCAUAGGUACUAGCUAGGUACAACCUACUAAUAAUAUUAGUGUAUUAUUUCAUAAUCAAAUUGUUGUUUGUCCUGUUGUAUUAUAUUAUUUUGUGAAUUCAUUGCAUUAACUAUAAUUUCUCAAAGAGUUAGAAUAAGCCAAAAAAAGCAAGAAUGGGGUACAUUUCUAUGAUUUGUUUAAGAGAAUACAAGUUAAAAAACAAUAUACAUUAAUGUGUUAAUCAACAUUUAAGUUACACAAGAUUACCUUAUGUGAAAAAAUAAUUGCGAUUUUAUAGACAGAUGUGAUUUGACUAAUCUUAGAAAAUCAGAUUUUUAAUGUUUGAAUUUAAAAACAGUAAAUAAUAAUUAAUCUUAUAGAGAAUACCACAAACUGCACUCAGAUGCUUUAUAACUAAUUGUGAGUUUUUCAGUUAACAACUAAUGACAUUAAAAAUAAUAAUAUUGUAAUUUUUGAUGAGACCGGAUUAUUUUAUAUUUGCCAGCAGAAACAUCAUAUAUAAGAUUUAUAAUUGAAUUCCACCAAACCUCUACAAGUAAAACAUUAAAAUGUCACGGAAAAACAGAUUUAAGUGUAAAAUAAAUAUCUAAUAAUCAAUUAAACUACCAAAUAAACAUAUAGUUGUUGUGUGGCUUAAUUAGUGCUUUAAAGCAGUAUUAUUUAUUUGUAUGUAGUAUUAAAAGCUUAAUGUAAGUUAGGAUUAGUUGAAAAAACCAAUUCCAUGCAAUUCUGCUUUUGAAGUUUUGUUUUCUCUACCAUGUUACAAUAGUUUAGAAUUACUAUCAUACUGUUCUCGUGAAAGAAAGGAUUACUUUACAAAUCAGAGAAGGAUAAAGCAGGCUCUAAGGUCAUAUCUUUCCCCCUUAAGUUUUCUCGAAUACGUUGAAACCUGCCUUUCAAAUACCACAAUUUUGUUCAACCUUCAAGUUAUUUUAAACUUCAGAUUUCACAAAACCUUUCACUAAGAUAUCAAAGUUUGAAUUCAGUGAAAUAGUUCCAGAUAAAUUACAUCUGAUACUGAGAUGUGAAUUAUAGGUUAACUAUUUUGGCACUUCCACGUGUAUUUUUUAGUUUGUCAUUUCUUAUUAUUUAAAAUUGAGUAACCAACCGGAUACAAUAUUCCAGAUUACAAUAUUCUUUGCAUUUUUAGUUUUGUACAUCCCAGUAAUAAUAUGGAGUCAAUGAUGAAGUCAAUUUGUAUAUUGUGCAAUACUGUUCCAAAGUAUGGAUAAUGUUAAGGUGUUAUCUAGGUUGUGUAAAUUUUCUUAAGACAAUAAUAUGAUAAGACAAGUGUUAUAAUUAGUAGUGCAAGAACAACAGUUUUGUAAAACAUCAUCUUUAAAUGAUGAUGAUUUGGCAUUUUAACUGAAAUUUGAAAUUGUCUGGUACUAUAAGUAUUUUUACCACCCAAACUUAAAAAAAUUAUUAUUUUUAACUCUUUAUGUAAACACAACAUAUUUUAUUAUUUCCAUAAACUACACUGAACACAAUCAUUCUGAAACACAGUUCAUUGAUAUUUACAGUUAUACAUAACUUUUUAAUAUUGAAAAUUAUAUAUAUUUAAAAACAUCUUUUUAACAAAUUUUAAAUAAAAACUAAGUGAGGUUUAAGUGCAAGAAAGAAUUGUUGAAUGAACACACAAAAAAUACGUAUUAAGAGGAACCUCUUGUUAUUGCACCACUAUGUACUGUAAAUAUCGUAAGUUAUAAUAAGAUUGUGUAUUCAUUCUUUCUUUGAUCUAAAUUGUUGAAUUUACAAAUUUUACAUAUUGUGAAUCAGCCAACAAAAUGAAAUCAAUCAAGCUUGAACUUUUGGAAUGUUACUGUUUUAACUAGUAAUUUUGAUCCAUCAUGUUUUUUAUUUGAAUUUGACAGUUAAUUGUGUAUUACCGCAAAACCUGUCCUAUUCUAAACUCCAUUUUCACAAAUAAAAGUAAAAAAAUUAAGGUAUUCAGUUUGAGUUGGCACAUAUAAUCUGUUUUAGUUACGUUCUUUGAAUUUUGUUUAAUACUUGAUUAGUUCGUAUAAUAAAUUAUAUUAACACAUUUAUUAUGUUCGGAUACAACCACUCUACUGUAUUUAAAAAGCAAUGUACAACAUAACACUGGGCAUAAGAUAUUUACAUUUCUUCUUUAUCAAAAACUGACAGUAAAACCAUCUCAAAAUUUCAGGCUUGUUAGAAAUGGUUGACUUGCUAUCUGUUUUUAUAACAGAGAUUUAUUGUAACAAAAAGAUGUCUAUUUUAACAUAAUUUUUAUUUACUAUUGUAUAAAUCUUGUUUCUUCUGAAUAUGACUAAAUUAGUUGCUGAUUUAAGCAAUAUAAAGUAUUUUCACUUAAUAUUUUCAUUUUUAAAAUGCAAUAAUACAAAAACAACAAGGAUGAAUUAUCAAAUUUAGAAACUAUGAAAGCUCUAAGUGUAUAUUUCUUUUAGAAAUAAAAGUCAAUGUUACAAAACAA
Messenger RNA from Homalodisca vitripennis (glassy-winged sharpshooter), 5167 nucleotides. RefSeq names its product glutaminase liver isoform, mitochondrial-like. Gene Ontology annotation, biological process: L-glutamine catabolic process. The coding region runs from base 104 to 2059 and encodes 651 amino acids. Gene Ontology annotation, molecular function: glutaminase activity; protein binding. The record is from RefSeq and is a predicted model, not a curated record. The transcript is spliced from 15 exons. Lineage: Eukaryota; Metazoa; Arthropoda; Insecta; Hemiptera; Cicadellidae.